AUGCAUCUGGUGCGACGAGUAGCAGGGCCUCUAGCGGGAAGGAUUCGACUUUCUUCUCGAAGCGCAAAUCCUUCUUCCGCUGUAACCGCCAUCGGUGUUUCAGCCAUUUCACAGUCGGGCAGGAACAUUCCGUCCGGUAAAUUUUGCUUUGGCAGAUCAAGUUGGUGGAGUAAGGACAAUCAUUCUCUUCUAUGGAUUAUUGCAGCAGGACAAUCUGUUUUCAUCGGGAUGAACGACAACCCUGUACUAGCCGACGCUUCCAUACAAAGUAAUUCUAAAACUGAAUUGGAAGCUGCUGAGACGACUGCUUUACAGAAAAUUGAUGAUGGUUCUGUUGUAUCAAAUAUUCAUACGUCUAAGUGGAGAGUUUUUACAGACAAUGGAAGGGAAUUUUUCCUUCAGGGGAAAUUGGACAAUGCAGAAACUCUCUUUCUUUCAGCAUUAAAAGAAGCCAAAGAAGGUUUUGGAGAGAAAGAUCCCCACGUUGCAUCUGCUUGUAACAAUUUGGCAGAACUCUAUAGAGUUCAGAAGGAAUUCAGUAAAGCAGAACCUCUGUAUUUGGAGGCCAUAAAAAUACUGGAAGAAUCAUUUGGUCCAGAGGACAUUCGUGUAGGUGCUGCUCUUCAUAACAUGGGUCAGUUCUACCUUGCUCAACGGAAAUGGGAAGAAGCUUCUAAAUGUUAUGAGAUAAAGGGGCGUGUUCUAGGAUUCAAUAAUCCAGACUAUGCCGAUACUAUGUAUCAUCUUGGGACGGUGAUAUUUCUUAUGGGAAAACAAGCGGAUGCUGAAGUUCUCAUUCAGGAUUCCAUCAGGAUAACAGAGGAAGCUGGACAAGGGGAAUCAAUUACAUGUGUAAGGAGAUUGCGGUAUCUUGCUCAGAUAUAUUCGAGGUCCAAUCGCCUUGUGGAAGCUGAAAAUGUGCACAGAAAGGUCCUGCAUAUAAUGGAAUUGUCAAAGGGUUGGAAAUCUAUGGACACAUUGAUGGCAGCUCAAGGGCUAGUCCAGACCCUACUUUUAGCUGGGAAAUUUGGUGAUGCGCAGGAACUUCUUGAAAGGUGCCUUGAAACUCAAAAAAGCCUACUCCCUGAGGACCAUAUUCAGAAUGCUAGCACAAUGACUCAGCUGGCAAAGGCAGUGCUGCAAAAUUUUGAUACACUGAGAAACAAGAAUCUUUCGGAAGCAGUUGGUGAACUUGACAAGGCAAAGGAUAUCCUAAUCAAAUCCAUGAGGAUAUCCCAAAAAGCCUUAGAUACGCUCAGAAAGCAAACUGGAAGUAGGAAAAAACAUGGAGUAGCUGAAGGAACUCGAAGGGAAGGAAGGGUUGCCUUGGCAACACUGCUGCAGUCACUUUACACCCUUGGUCUUUUGGAGAUCAAGAAGCAUGAGUUGCAGGAGAAAGAGAAAUGUUCAUCUGCUGCUGAGGAUGCACUUUUUCAAUGUAUUUCUGUAUACAAAGAGUUUGAAGCUGAGAAAUUAAUUUCUGAUUUCCCUGAAGUGAAGACCAAGUACCUGUCGUGCUUGAAGCAGCUGUCGUCCCUGGUACGUAGUAAUGCUGUCAACCAAAUUGCGAAGAUAUCAACAUCAGCCGCCGUGGAAGAGCUUAACGAUGAAAUCAAGCGGGUGGAAGCUGAAAUUUCUCGUUACAAGAGCUCCAAACCCUGA
Molecule: messenger RNA, 1662 nt
Organism: Linum trigynum
Lineage: Eukaryota; Viridiplantae; Streptophyta; Magnoliopsida; Malpighiales; Linaceae
Source: the annotation of a GenBank genome assembly